UCAAACUGUUGCCUGGCGAUAUUCUUGCAGCUUGUCAACCGCACGAUCCAGUUACUGUAGCUGCCUGCUGCAAUGAAAAUAUCCUCGUUAGUGGGUGGAUAUGUGGGCCCCGUUCCAUCAUUUUCCACCAAACACUGACUGAGUUGGCCGUGAAGGUGAAGACGAGAGUGAGACGAAGUCAUGCGUCGGGUGUUAUGGCUCGCAGCCAGCGUACGCCUCCUUGGAGCCAACAGCUGGCUGCCUCAUGCCAUCCUGUAGUCGGGCCCUCCCGCCUGAGCGCCAAACACCUCUCACUGCAAACCUUUUGACUUCAUGAAGAUCCUUGACAUUGGUGAUGUAAUGAAUAAAUUUGAAGUCCUUGGGAUUGUGGGUGAAGGUGCCUAUGGUGUUGUUUUGAAGUGCCGACAUAAGGAGACCAAUGAAAUUGUGGCCAUUAAGAAGUUUAAGGACAGCGAAGAAAAUGAGGAGGUUAAAGAAACAACGCUACGAGAGCUUAAGAUGCUCCGCACCCUCAAGCAAGAGAAUAUCGUGGAGUUGAAAGAGGCCUUCCGCAGGAGAGGGAAGCUGUAUCUUGUCUUUGAGUAUGUGGAGAAGAACAUGCUGGAGCUGCUCGAGGAGUUACCCAACGGCGUGCCGAGUGAGAAAGCGCGUAGCUACAUCUAUCAGCUCAUCAAAGCAAUCCACUGGUGCCAUAAGCACGACAUCGUUCACCGGGACAUAAAGCCAGAAAACCUUCUCAUCAGCUCCGACGACGUCCUCAAGUUGUGUGACUUCGGCUUUGCACGUAAUCUCUCUGAGGGGACUGAUGCCAAUUACACGGAGUAUGUGGCCACUAGAUGGUAUCGCUCUCCAGAGCUGCUGCUUGGGGCUCCCUAUGGGAAAGCGGUGGACAUGUGGUCAGUGGGCUGUAUCUUGGGGGAACUGAGUGACGGACAACCCCUGUUUCCAGGAGAGAGUGAGAUUGACCAGCUCUUUACCAUUCAGAAAGUGCUGGGACCGCUGCCACCUGAGCAGAUGAAGCUCUUCUACAACAACCCUCGCUUCCAUGGGCUGCGGUUUCCUGCUGUAAACCACCCCCAGACCUUGGAGCGAAGAUACCUGGGAAUUAUUGGUGGAGGCCUGCUGGACCUGCUCAAGAACCUGCUGCUGCUGAACCCGACGGAGCGCUUUCUCACCGAGCAGAGCCUGAACCACCACGCCUUUCAGACUCUGCGGCUCGUAGAGCGGUCCGGCCCACCCACACCCACACCUGUACGCUCCUCCAAGAGAAAACCUCACCAUGGAGACAACACCACCCCCAGCAGAAGCCAUGGCGGGAAGAGCUCAGGAGGCCACCGCUCCAGCAGCAGAGAGUGCUCCAGCCUGCCCCGGCACGAAGACCUCCACCCCAACACCGACGGCUUUCUUAACGGCAACAUGCCUGCAGCGCUCAACCUCAGCCCCACUUUGCAUCCCAAAAACUACCAGACGCAGAUCUUUAACCACUCCACGUCCUGCGGCAUGGACCUGGCCACCAGUAACCUGCCGCAUCUGCUCAGCCCCGGCGAGGCCAAGAGCAAGGGCGACUUUGAGAUGAACCUGGGGUCCAAGGGGUCCGACGGUCCCGGAGCCAAGUAUCUCAAGUCUAACUUUCGCUCGCAGCAGAAUCGGCACUCCUUCGUGGAGGGGAAGACCAACACGCUUCAGUCAGGGGAGAAGCACGGUCGACACAGUUACAUGGAGUCCCACAGCUCCACACCCUCUUCCUCCAAGUUCGCGUACCUAAAUUUGUCCAAGAGUUAUGGCACGCUUAGCGAUGCCAAGUCAGUGGGGAACUUGAAUGACGUCCAUCUUUAUGCUGAUGAGCCUACAUCCCGCUAUUUUCCCUCGAGCUGCCUGGACCUCACAGCCCCCGGGAGCCCAGCAGCUCGCAGAGUGGACAGACUGGGGCCUGGCACGACUGGCCGAGGAAGCAUGCGCUCAGACAGAGAAAGCAACACUCUGGACUCCUCCUAUAGGCGCUCCUCCACCCGCCACAAGGCCUCGGAGGAGGCCAAGUCGCCCGAUUCCCUGGACCCCGGGGACAGUGGCGUUGAACGGAGCCACGGUCACUCUUUAUCCGCUCCGCAUGACCCUCUGACCUACGGCCAGGGAUACACCAGCCCUUUCUCCUCCCAGCAGCGGCCGCACCGCCAUUCCAUGUACGUCCGCAGGGACCACCAGAGGACGCACGGUGCAGAGGAGGGGCUGAUGGUGGGGCAGGGUGUGCCCACCAGAGCCAGCAGCCUUCAGCUCCUGUCUCCACAGCUGCAGCACCGCACACUGCCUCGACAUUCUGGGGGCUCCUCCAGAGAGGAGGACAUGAGCAGGAGCGAACAGGCAUCCACUGAGGUCACCCACAGCAGACCCCCAAUAAGAGACUCCACAAGGGACAACACAGCAUCUUUUCACACACAGCGGCAAAAAAGCGAGGUUGGCUUAUAUCACGACCAGCAAGCAGAAGACGGAGGCUCCUCCAAAGAGAACCGCAACAUCUACAGUGAAUCCAUGCCGAGGAGGGUGGGAAGCUUUUACAGAGUCCCUUCUCCCCGGCCAGACAAUUCUUUCCACGACAGCAGAGGUCAGAGCCGCGGCUCUGGGAUGAGCGGGGACGGCAGCAGCCUGACAAACCAUUCCAAACGCCAGCCAGCGUUUGACCCGUGGACUGGCCCAGAUACUGUAGUACUGAAUGCUUCUGAGCCAUCCAAAGAAAAGGAGAAGCAGGGUUUCUUUAGAGCAAUAAAGAAGAAGAAGAAGAAAUCCCAAAUGGUGGAAGUCCCUGAUGGAAGGCCUCCUGUCAUCAAGAAAUGUCUUUUCCCCCUGUUUAGCCCAAAUAACAUAAAGCAUAGCUCCUCUAUGAGAGUCCUCCCUGUAGUGUCCUCUCCCAUGAUUCCUUCUGAGGGGUUGGAUGCAGUCAUGCAGAAGUCCUCUAGGUCGUCAGGUCACCAGAGCAGCCGGCAUAGGUCCCGGGACAAGAGCAGAGACCGGGACCAAGACCGGGACAAGGACUGGCCCCCUGAGAAGCUGUCAGAUUCACACUCUCCAAGUCAGCCACUGAAGUCGCUGCGCAAACUUCUGCACCUGGCGUCCUCGUCCUCAAACCAGAACCCGCCCUCCGACAUGCGCUACCAGCCGCUGCCCAACCCAGCCUCCGCUCAGGGUGGUUUCACAGAGAGCCGGGGUCACUCAGGAGUCAGCACGCCCCAGUUGAAGAGCCGACAGACGGCCUACCCGCUGCCGGGGCAGCUGGAGCCUGGCUGGCACACGUCCGCCUUGGGCCGCCCUGAGGGCAACCCCUACCCGGAGCAGAUGAUCAAGGGAGGCCAGAACGGGCACGGAUUCGGUCGCCCCUCCAGAUCCCGGAUGCCAAACCUCAAUGACCUGAAGGAGACGGCUCUGUGAUCUUCGUCACUCACAGUUCUCACAGCCGUUUUCCAACCCCUCUGUUGCUCCCACACCCCCCUCGCAUAACAGUACAUCUGCUAAAUAAACAUGAACACACCAAAACCAAACCCUUUGAAUCCCUUUGAAACACCGCUUGCAAACAGGCCAAAAGCCUUUUUAUGUCUUCAUUUUUUUUUACGCUUCCAUGUUUGAUAGACUUUAUAUUAUAAUUUCUGUAAUUCUGAUAAUAAUUUGUAUUAUAAAGUAAAUAUAUUACAAAUUAAAUAUAUAUAAAUGGAUAGAGUGUAGAUUUUAAGUGUAAGUAUUUUUGUUUCUAUUCAAUAUAGGAAUAUAGUACAUUUUACUGCAUAGUAUUUCCUUAAGACUAUCCAAAAUAUUCUAAGCAAAGCGUUUAAUGAGUUGUUACACUUGAGCUUGGUAAUGUCAGUAACUGGUGGUCAUCUCAUCCAGGACUGUAACUGUGUCUUUGCCUCUCGAUGUGCUCUGUCACACUGGUUACAGAUGCUCAAAGCGGUCUGUCCUUAAAAUAUUUUCAUUUUUCCAAGUUGCCACUCAAAAUGUAGAAGGCUCAGACCUAUUGGUUCCUUUUUCUGGAUAUCGUUUAGGUUUGUUAUGAAGUGCAGCCAUUUUAGAGUUCAAUAGUAACAUAAAGUGUAAACAGAAAUCCGUACCUACAUCACCCUCUGUAGGAAAUGAUGAAGCACUGCGAUCAGCUGUCUGACGGAUUAACACACAUCAAAAUUAGGCAAUGACCAGCCACGCACACUGUCGUAUAUAUUAUGAAGCAUAUUAUGGAAUGAAAAACUAUGGCUGCACCUCAAUCAUGUCAAAUAAGACAACCAUCAUGACAAUAAGAAAUUAUGCAGAUUAUAACGAUUGUUAUGGUAGUAUUAUAAUUUGAAGUUCUUCUGUAAAAGUGUGAACCUCUAUGGGUGAAAUAGUCUAGUCAGAAUCUGGUGUGGAAGCUGAAGGACAAUAUUCUUGAACUUCUCUUACUGAAUGAAUGAUUUCAUACUAGCAGCUCCCAAGUGCUUCGUCUUGUUGAAUCAGUUAAGAAAUAUACAAACACAUCCCAAAAAUAACUGUCUCUUCGCCUAAUGAUUGUAAUUAUUUCUACAGCAGUUAGAGGAAUACUAAAGCCAUUCUGGGUGUACUAGUGCAGUGGUUCUCAAUUUCGUUGGAUGAAUGUAUCCCCACAUUCACAUCAGACACAGAUUUGAAUAUGGAUGUUAUAUGUCACAGUUAGUUGUUGGUUGGUCGUACUUCAGCCAUUUAUUACUUAUAUUUAUUUAAAUUCUUAUAUUCCUGUGACUUUUUAGCCAGUGCAGUUACCAUUUCAUCCAUUUUACUGGAUGCACAGUGUUCAGCUGUUGCGUUCCUUUUUCCAUUCUUUUAUCCAGUCGACUGUUGUUGCUUCUGUUCAUGCAUCGCCGCUAGCACACGGACAUGAAAAUUUAAACAACUUAUAACUUCUUUUUUGAGCGUACUGCCUGGUAAUACAGAUGUAACCCUGGGAUACAUGUACUGUACCUCUGCUUGGGAACCAGUGAACUGGUGUAUUUUUAAUUGAUUGCACACAGUGAGACACUUGGGACGAGCUUUUAAGGAAUCUUUAAAUGUAUAAAUGUCGGGGGCAGAAGGUUAGUGCUGUAACAUGUUUUCUGUCUGAGAUAAAGUGCCAUAAAAGUAGCCUGGCAGAAAUAAAUAUUUUUAUGUUGCACUUUGAAGAGACUUUGUGGCUCAGCAAUAUUGUUCUCACUCCUGUAAAUUCUUCCUCUGUUCAUGUACAUUUUGUGUCCCGUGUGUGAAGACUGAAGUUACGGGGCUCAGGCUUCCACCGUAACACACUGGAAAACAUGACAGUAUCGUAUUGUGUUGUGCAUCUGUAAGGACUGUGCACACUGUACUUGACACAAUACAUUUCUCUCUUUGGAUUAUUGUUUUGCUGAAGGAGCACUGUGUAUUAUAUUAAUACUGACGUGUGACUACUCGUUUGGUAAUAUUUAUAACAGAAGAUGUUUAUCAGCUGUUGAAAUGAAAUCAAGUAUUAAGUUUGUGCUUUUAUUACAGACACGAAUUAGUAGCAUAGUCAGUGUUGAUCAGCUUUUUUCCAACAGGGCAUUUACAUGAGAACAUAAACCAACAAAUGAAUGCUUAACAAUUUUAGAAUUCAUGUUUACAUAUGUAACAGUAAAUCCCAAAUAAAACAGGCUCAUUUGA
Messenger RNA from Betta splendens (Siamese fighting fish), 5643 nucleotides. RefSeq names its product cyclin-dependent kinase-like 5. The transcript is spliced from 19 exons. Gene Ontology annotation, molecular function: ATP binding; protein kinase activity. The record is from RefSeq and is a predicted model, not a curated record. Bases 313 to 3420 code for a protein of 1035 amino acids. Gene Ontology annotation, biological process: protein phosphorylation; positive regulation of axon extension; regulation of dendrite development. Gene Ontology annotation, cellular component: dendrite cytoplasm; nucleus. NCBI's taxonomy places the organism in Eukaryota, Metazoa, Chordata, Actinopteri, Anabantiformes, Osphronemidae.